UGGAAACGCUGGUUGUGGCUGACGUUCUUGAUUCAUCAUCCAACAACCCCAUGGAUAUAUAAGCUGGAGCACACCUGCUAAACAAUAAACGACUCCAGACCUCCACCAACAGAACUCAGUGUGUUACCAAAGUCCAGGUGCCUUGAGCGACUCCUCACAGCAUGCUGCCCAGCGGAGCGUCUGACGUCCGGAUCUGCGUGCUGACGAGCCGCUGGCUGCCCGCAGCCCUGGCGCUGCUGCUCGUCCUCUCCUGCAGCUUCAGCAGCGCGCACAGCACCACGGUGGAGCACGACUUCCACAUUGUCCACAAUGUGGACAACAGAAGCCCAGAGAUAGACCCGUUCUGGUACGUUGGGCGUGGAGUGAGACCCAUCGGCCGCUUUGGGAAGAGACACAGCAGCGUGGAGGCUCUGGGCAGUGGGGGCAUGCAGCCUGUUGUCAGGGUGGUGCAUCUGCUCCUCAGCAGCCUCAGAAACAAGGAAACCUUGGGAAAGCUCAACACGGAGGACAGGGAUUGGUUACCAUGACAACAUCUGAGCAUCUUCAUUUUUUAUCCUGAGGUUAUUUGUUCUUUCAUUCUAGCCCUUAUAUGUAUUUAUCUCUGUUGUCUGUCACGAGGACUUGUCUGAUCCAUAAUAAACCUAUUUCCAACUGCAUCUGUACAUAAAAAUAUCUAUAUUGAUUAAUAAAGAUGUUGUGAUUAAA
Messenger RNA from Betta splendens (Siamese fighting fish), 705 nucleotides. RefSeq names its product prolactin releasing hormone 2 (gene prlh2). The record is from RefSeq and is a predicted model, not a curated record. NCBI's taxonomy places the organism in Eukaryota, Metazoa, Chordata, Actinopteri, Anabantiformes, Osphronemidae. Gene Ontology annotation, molecular function: hormone activity.